Molecule: messenger RNA, 2030 nt
Organism: Folsomia candida
Lineage: Eukaryota; Metazoa; Arthropoda; Collembola; Entomobryomorpha; Isotomidae
Gene: Idh
Product: isocitrate dehydrogenase [NADP] cytoplasmic
Exons: 6
Coding region: 138-1382 (414 amino acids)
Biological process (GO): isocitrate metabolic process
Cellular component (GO): cytosol; peroxisome; mitochondrion
Molecular function (GO): NAD binding; isocitrate dehydrogenase (NADP+) activity; magnesium ion binding
Source: RefSeq, a predicted model, not a curated record
AACCGAGAGUGACGCUCGACUCGAUCAGUCUAUGCCCAGUCUUCGCCGGCGAAUCAGUGCAGUGCUCUCUCGAAACUUUCUCCUUUCUUAAAUACAAGAACCACUUUCCAGCCGAGGAAAAUAAACCUUUUCUGAAUAUGGCUCAAAAAAUUAAAGCUGGAGUCGUCGUUGAUAUAAAUGGUGACGAAAUGACCAGAAUAAUAUGGGAUGACAUCAAAGCUAAGCUCAUCUUACCAUUUCUCGACAUCGAUCUGAAGGUGUACGAUUUAGGAGUGGAAAACCGUGACGCGACGAAUGACCAGGUCACUAUUGAUUGCGCUAAUGCGUGCAAGCAGUACAACGUCGGGAUUAAGUGUGCCACAAUCACCCCGGACGAAGCUCGCGUCAAGGAAUUUAACCUGAAGCAGAUGUGGCGGUCGCCAAAUGGAACGAUUCGAAAUAUUCUUGGAGGAACGGUAUUUCGCGAAGCCAUCAUUUGCAAAAACGUCCCUCGUCUCGUCCCUGGAUGGAAGAAAAGCAUCAUUAUCGGGCGUCACGCUCAUGGUGACCAGUAUCGCGCCACCGACUUCCUCGUCCCCGGGGAGGGCAGGCUAGAGAUGCGUUUCGUCCCCAAGGACGGUUCCCCUGAGAUUGUGCAUGUCGUUAAUGAGUUCAAUGGGUCCGGUGUGGCAAUGGGGAUGUAUAACUUGGAUCAAUCCAUUCGUGAUUUUGCCUACUCUUCUAUGGAGUAUGCAUUAGAUCGCAAACUCCCACUCUAUCUUUCCACCAAGAACACCAUCCUGAAGAAGUACGAUGGCAGAUUCAAAGAUAUUUUCCAAGAAAUUUACGACACGGAGUAUAAGUCAAAGUUUGAAAAGGCAGGAUGCUGGUACGAACAUCGUCUAAUUGAUGACAUGGUCGCAUACUGUAUGAAAUCUGAGGGCGGUUAUGUCUGGGCGUGCAAAAACUAUGAUGGUGACGUACAAUCUGAUAGUAUCGCCCAAGGUUUUGGGUCACUCGGGUUAAUGACAAGUGUUCUAAUUUCUCCAGAUGGAAAGACUGUUGAGGCUGAAGCCGCCCAUGGUACGGUCACUCGUCACUAUAGGAUGUUCCAACAGGGAAAAGAAACGUCAACGAAUCCUGUCGCAUCCAUCUUCGCGUGGACACGUGGACUCCUCCACAGGGCGAAAUUGGACAGCAAUGAGCAACUCAAGAAGUUUGCCGAAACUCUGGAAGCUACUUGUGUUUCCACGAUCGAGGCUGGAUUCAUGACCAAAGAUCUUGCCAUUUGUGUCAAGGGGACCAUGAAUGUCGACCGAAAGGACUACAUGGAAACUUUUGAAUUUUUAAGCAAGUUGUCAGAGGAUCUGAAGGUCAAUCUGAAAGCGGCCGGACUAGCAUGACUCGUUAAAAAUGAGGGAACGGCCAAGUAUUAAGAGAAAUGUUUUAAAUCAUAUCGUGAAAUUUGCCUUGUCUAUCUAAUUUGAAACUCUACUAUUCUUCUAUUUUUGGAUAUUAUGUAUCAUCGAUCAAAAAUACUAUAUUUUAUAUCCAUGCCCCUGCUGUCAACCAUUUUCCAUUAGAGGUUGUGGUGGAGGGAUGAUGAUUGAUAUUAUAUUUACACAAAUUGUCAGUCCUUUAAAGUACGUAUUGUAUCAUGUCAUGCAAUUCCAAACUCACCUUUAUUCCCGAUUGUGAUGCUUCAACAACACUUCAUGUCCCUUGCAAUAAUGGUCUCAUUAAUUAUGAUGAUGAUUGUUAUAUUUCAUUCAUUCAUUAUUUUUCAAGGUGCUAGGUUUUUGUGAACGUACUAGUUAAUUGGUGCAUUUUAAUAGUUGUAGCGUACCAUGUGGCUGGUUUAGUAACUGUGUGGCACGUCACAACUUAUUGAUCAUCGUUAUUGUCAAUUUUAUCAUGUCCACUGUCAUAAUAGCUGCGCCCUAUUCAGAGCCUAUUAUUCUAUCCUGUUUUGUAACAUUCUGGUUUUUACCUCUCGCAUUUUCAUUUUAUGAUGGAAUAAAAAAAAGUAAAAGAAAAUCUAACCAGUGUAA